Molecule: messenger RNA, 1032 nt
Organism: Solanum verrucosum
Lineage: Eukaryota; Viridiplantae; Streptophyta; Magnoliopsida; Solanales; Solanaceae
Exons: 2
Coding region: 108-1013 (301 amino acids)
Source: RefSeq, a predicted model, not a curated record
CUACUCACCAAAAGACUUACAAUUCCAAAUAUUCUCUCUAUCUUUUUUUUCCCCUAAAAUACCCCUCUCCAUGCCUAAACUUUUUUUCUUCAUUUUCCAUAGCAAAAAUGGAAUUUGAUAGUCCCAAAAAGAACAAAAAACUCAGAAAAUAUGAUUUUCUGAGUUGUUUUGGAUUUUCAAAUACUGAAACAGAAUUACUAUCUGUUAAUAAAUCAGUCAAGAAAAAAAAUAAGUCAAAAUUGUUGUCUUUUUCUAAAAUUUUACGGAAGAACUCGUCGGCGGCGAAAACUAUUCCGGUGGACAUUUCCGAUAAGUUUGAUAACCGGAGUAAAGAAAUUCAUGAGGUCAAGUCGGAGAAAGCUAAAACUCCGGCGAUCGCCGGCGACGUGACUCAGGCGCCGGCGGUUAAAAGUCAAAAUCAAACAAAUAUACGUGAGAAGGAUAUAAAAAAGACAAAGGACCAUAAAACAAAGGACAUCAUUCACAAAAACAACAAAAGUUUGGAUAAAUUUUUAGACAAGGUACGUGACAAUUCAACGUGUCGAAAUGAAUUUUCAAGAAGUGUUACAAUUUCUAGUACACAUAAUUCGAAUCAUCUUAUAAAAAAUCCAACAAAAGACAAACAUGAGAUCAAAUUUUCCCACUCAAAAUCUCUUCCGCCACCAAAACGGAAGAAUCCGGUCACCGGAAAAAAAGUCAACAACGAUGAAAAAUCAAGUCAACGACGAGAACGCGUACUAAGUCAUGACAAUUUUGACUCAAUUAUGGGAAUGUCUAUUCUAAUGGUGACCCUAUUGAUAAUGUUGUUUUGGGGCAAGGCCUGUGCCAUUGUUUGUACGUGUGCAUGGUUUUAUUUUCUCCCUCGAUUUCGAACCAAAAAUGAAGCGGUGAUCGCCGGAAAAAUUGAUGGGGUCGCCGGAGACGUUGAUCUGAACUCGGCGGAGUACAAGAAGAAGGUGGUGUUGGAAGGAUUUUUGGAGAGAAAUCAUAGGAGUGGUGUUGGAUUUUUGUAGGUAUUUUUGCUAAUGAAUU